Drosophila eugracilis is the source of this 3185-nucleotide messenger RNA. RefSeq names its product breast cancer anti-estrogen resistance protein 3 homolog. NCBI's taxonomy places the organism in Eukaryota, Metazoa, Arthropoda, Insecta, Diptera, Drosophilidae. Gene Ontology annotation, molecular function: phosphotyrosine residue binding; guanyl-nucleotide exchange factor activity. Gene Ontology annotation, biological process: positive regulation of peptidyl-serine phosphorylation; small GTPase-mediated signal transduction. The transcript is spliced from 6 exons. The coding region runs from base 367 to 2619 and encodes 750 amino acids. The record is from RefSeq and is a predicted model, not a curated record.
GGCGUGGAGUAUCGUAGUGAACGAAGAACGGGGAACAACCCUUAAAAGUACACCGCUCUGGAGGACAUUGCCGUGAACUUUUCAGAGUAGAUUUAAGCGGCAAGGAGUCCAGACUACUAUACGACGGUCCUGAAACUGCAAUCCCUUUAAAGGGUUCGGCAGGGUGAAAAAGAACGCUAGUUAUUCCUGAAUGGAGUCUUUGAAGUAGUAAUAGUUUCUGUUAGGAACCUAGAGGUACAACCGAGGUAUCAAGUUAGGGUGUGUCCUGUCCUAAAUUUUCUUCUGAAAAAUGGACGUAGUAGCUACGAGGCACUGAGGCCGCGAUCCAAGUGCAACAGUCCCCAUUGGGCCAUCGAAGACGGAAAGAUGGAGAGCUACGGUAGCAGCAACGCAUCUACACCGCUGGCCAACGCCCAGCCUAGUCCCGGCGAGCAACAGGAGGCCAUCGCCCUGAAGAAAGCGCUCGAGUGGGAGCUGAGCCUGGACGCCCGCGAGCUGCGCUCCCACGCCUGGUAUCAUGGAGCCUUGCCCCGCCAACGAGCUGAGGACAUAGUGCAGCGCGAGGGCGACUUCCUGGUACGCGACUGUGCCUCCCAGCCGGACAACUACGUGCUGAGCUGCCGCAGCAAGGCAACCGUUUUGCAUUUCGUACUUAACAAGUUGGUGCUACAACCGGAGACGGUCUACGAACGGGUUCAGUUCCAAUUCGAAGAGGAUGCCUUCGACACCGUGCCCGACCUAAUAACUUUCUACGUUGGAUCCGGAAAGCCCAUUUCGUCAGCGUCAGGGGCCCUGAUUCAGUUUCCUUGCAAUCGCACCUAUCCGCUCUCCUUUUACGGCCAUAAAAUCGUGGGCAACCAGCUUCACACCCAAAUGCUGGCAGGCCUUCGAGGUUUGAGUCCUCUUAACUCCCCAAUGGGAAGCAUUGGGGGAGUGGGUACCGGCAUGCCCGGAGCCUUUCGCUUCGAUCCGCAGCAGCAACAGCUCUCUCCAAUGGCUGGAUCACCGGCCAGUCCGCAUUGCUCGCCUCCACGGGCGCGAAGAGAGGUUCCUCCGCCGCCGCGGCUGCCCUGUAAGAAGCAACAGCGUUCCCAGAGCCUCACGCCUGCCCAGGCUAUGUUGGUCAGCAACAUCAAUAAGCUUCAGGAACAGCAGCUGCAAAUGCAGGAGUUGGAAAACGGCAACGGCAACGGGAUGGUCCGCUUUCAGACGAUCGCCAGGUGCAACCCGACCAGUGAGCACCACCUAGAGAGCAAGUUCACAACUCACUCACUGCCCAGACCCAAUACUUCUGCGGCACAGGCAUUGCGGCAGCAAGCAGUGACCCGGAUCUCGAGUUUGGUGAGAAACUUCAGUUUGGACUCGCCGGCGGACUCCCGACCGCCCAGCCCGCCGCCCAAGCCGCGCAAGGAACCCAUGGCAGCUGUGCUGGCAUACCAGGCCAGUGGAUCUGAUUCUGGCAAUGGAUCCGGUGACUCGGCCCUAGGGGAUGCCUUGGAAGCAAACAUACAGCGGGGUGUGAUAAUCAAGAAUCCCCGGUUCAUUACGUCCUCGGUCUCUAACGGAACUCUCAAGAGUUUCACGGAGUUUGACGCCCUUGCCGCCGAAGAGGAGCUUUUCACCAUGGUCAUAGAGGAAGUCAGAACGGCUAGCAAGUUCGACUUCGAAAACUUUGUCACUCUGCUACUGCCCUCUGUGGAGAACAAGCCACUGGACGGCGAUGCACUUAACACCUUCAAGAUGAUGCUUCUGGAGACGGGCCCUAAGCUACUAGCGGAACACAUAACCCGAAUCGACAUCGCCCUGUUUCUGGAGGAGCCGUCAAACGAAGACGACUACUACCUCAGCUGCUCUGGACUUGAGCUGCUGACUCUGCCCCACGGAAAGCUCUUCAGAGAGGACGUAAUCGAGAGGACACAGUGCAUUAAGCUGAUGGUGGCCGUGACAAUACUCACCUGUCAAACGGACCUGGACCGGGCCCAGCUCCUCAGUAAAUGGAUUCAGAUUGCAGUGGAGACUAAGACGGCUCUGGGAAACCUAUUUGGGUUCUGUGCCAUCAUGCUGGGACUGUGCAUGCAGCAGAUUCAGAAGCUCGACCAAGCCUGGCACAUCCUUAGGCAACAGUUUACGGACAGCGCCUUUACCUUCGAGGCCAAGUUGCGUCCCACGUUGAGCGUCAUGAACGAGGCCUCUAAUCCACAGGCCCCAAACACAACCGUACCCCACGUUCUUCUAUAUGCUCUUCUAAUAGAUCGACCCGUCAUGGACAUCAUAAACCACUCAAACAUUGACGACCGGCCAGCACUGUACCACACCUGUAUUGCUCCCUGGGAGUCAAAGGCGGACGACUUUGGCAUGUCCAUUAAUUUCCAGCACCUAGAUGCUUCUCGCGGCUUCCUAAGGAACUUGGAUUUAUAUCGAAAGAACGCCAAGAUCAUUCUUGAGGACGCCAAGCCCAGACUUGAUGAACUUCUAGCAGAUGCUUUUCGAACCGAGUUUCAUGUAAAGUUCCUAUGGGGCAGUUCCGGAGCAACUGCCAAGGCCGAAGAUCGUCACAGCAAGCUGGAAAAGGUGCUAACCCUGAUGGCCGACAAGUUCUGCAUGAUGGCCGAACAGUAAUCUGAGCAAGCAAGGACAUCUACUCUAGUUUCUAGCCGAUAACAAUCGAUUAUAUUGUAAUCAUUCGAUCACAAAUAGCUUUUCCAACUCCUCGUCUUCACCCCACUAUCCACCAUGUAUCUACCCAGACCCUCCGCAAAUUUGAAUUUCGUGCUGUCUCUACCUCAACCUGAGUGAAUAUCAUUUCAGCAGAAACACAGAAGCACUUUAUGUUACAGUUCAAACACGAUUUAUCCUUAGUUAUGUCAAAUUUAGAAAAGUAUGCAAACGCAUGAAGGGCCAUGGGAGCCCUACCAUUAUACGCACAUGGGGAUGGCUCUUAAAGAGCAAUAUUACCCUUACGUAUUACCGGGUUUGUCACUUACUACCACUUUAAAUAACCUAUUCUUACAAAUAACUUACUCUACUAUAGAUCAGACAAUAUACAUUAAUCAAAACAUCAUAUUUAGCAUACUCUCUCACAUAUUGAUAUAGGCAUAACUCAAAAAUGCAUGAUUUUUGCAAUUUUAUAUAUGUAAAGAUAACGCUAAUAAAGAAAUAACUUACCCUGAUGGGGGCUAUCAUAA